Paraglomus brasilianum is the source of this 654-nucleotide messenger RNA. NCBI's taxonomy places the organism in Eukaryota, Fungi, Glomeromycota, Glomeromycetes, Paraglomerales, Paraglomeraceae. The record is from the annotation of a GenBank genome assembly.
AUGUCUCAUAUAUUCAACAGCCAAACUCUUCUAUUUAUCUCAGAGCAAAACAUGCUCACGGAAGAAGUUAUGGGAUUGCUGAACAACCCUCCUCUGAAAUUGGCGCUUUCAAUACAGGAGUUGGUCGAUCCAACUCCGCGGUCGCGAAAACAAUUAAGUAGAAAAAGAAUUCCACGCUGUAGCAACGCGUGGAUCAUGUACAGGCGUGACGUGAACGCCAGGAAAAAAAAUGAGGAGGGAUCAGCAACCACAUUAGAGGCCAGCUCCAAAGAGGCCAAACGGUUGUGGGAGAAUGAGGGGCCUCUAGUGAAGAGGUUUUUUGAAGUCCUUUCGGAGCUUGCGCGCCAAGUCCACAAGCGCAAGUAUCCAAAUUAUAAAUAUAUACCUAGGGAGAGGAAGGGUAAGACGGGUAAACUUAAAGAGGAAGGCCCAGGAUAUAUAUUUUUCGACGGAUUCAAGGAGUGGAGAGAACCGAUCGAGGUAGAAGAGGAUCAUAAAGAAGAUGUCGACGCGUCACCGCCCAUAAUUCAACUUCCGGAAAUACCGGUAGCAGAGACUAUAUAUCAAUCGUCUCUUUAUUCACCACCGGGGGCAGAUGAGUGGGAAAUGCAAUUGCAGUCAGAUUCGUACGAGGAUCUAUCGUUUGACGAUUGA